CAGUUUUGCCAAGUGUUUUGUCGGUGGUGAAGUAAAACAGCGAGGUGCCUGGCAGCAUUGUCAGAUUAGUCCCGGCUGCAGAGGUUGUCGCGUUACUUUCGUGGUGUCCUGUUUUGUAGUGUUCUGAGUGUCGUCUCUGAAACUUGUCAUCCACGAGGCGAGAGAAGUGUCAGAAGGUCUCUUACUUGCCACCUUCUCCAAUCUCCUUAUCUCGCUGCUGUGAGCACAAACACGCACGAGUGAGCAAGGAAUUGCAGCAUUCUCCCGGCAUCGGUGCACAGUCCAGUUGGCCCGUGCUCGCAACAGCAGCCACGAUGAGGGUGAUCUGCGAUCCCUCUCCCCUGUUCCGCCCAGAGGAGGUCCACGCUGAGCAACGGGCCAAGCAGAAAGACGACUUUCGCAACUACGAGGACAAUGUGCAGACUCACAACGUGCGCAGAACGUACACGGAGAUGCACACCAAACAGACCAUGGAAUUUGGCAAGGAGAUGCGUGCGAAGUGGUGCAGUUUCAACCAUGCCAAGAUGAGCAUCAUGAGUAUUAUCAGUGAGCUGGACAACCUGGUUGACGAAAGUGAUCCCGAUAUCGACUUGCCGAACUCCGUUCAUGCCUUCCAGACGGCGGAGAGGAUCCGCGAGGCACACCCGGACAAGCCCUGGUUUCAUCUGGUUGGCUUGAUCCACGACAUCGGCAAGGUGAUGGCCCUGUGGGGAGAGCCGCAGUGGUGCGUAGUCGGUGACACGUUUCCCGUCGGCUGCCGCUUCUCGCAGCGCUGCGUCUUCCCGGAGACGUUUGCCGAGAACCCGGACAGCACGCAUGAAGUGUAUAGCACAAAGCUGGGCGUGUACGAGCAGAACUGUGGCCUGGACAAGGUGACGAUGUCCUGGGGCCAUGACGAGUAUCUGUACCAGUGCCUGAAGCACAGCGGUACGACAAUCCCGGACGAGGGUCUGUACAUGAUUCGCUUCCACAGCUUCUACCCGUGGCACUCGGGCGAUGACUACGACUACUUGUGCAACAAUCAUGACCGCGAUAUGCUGCCGUGGGUGCGUGAGUUUAACAAAUUCGAUCUCUAUUCUAAGUCUGACAGUCUCCCGGACAAGACAGCGCUAACUUCAUACUACCAGUCGUUGGUUGAGAAGUAUAUUGGUUCCGACGACCUGUGCUGGUGAGAUCUACGUCCUUAACAAUUGUUUUCAAACCCUACCCGAUCUAUCAGGUGUCGGCACCGACUCCAUCGACCGUUCCAUACCCAAACCUGAGAGCUUUCACUCAAGCAAAACAAGACACAGUACGCUUAUUAUUCUCGUUCUCUAUCUGUGUGUGUGUGUGUGUGUGUGUGUGUGUGUGUGUGUGUGUGUGUGUGUGUGGUGCACGCGCCUGCUUGUGUGUAUAUGUGGCGACUGGCCUAUUAUCAUAUCAAAAUCAAAUUUCAUGUCCCGUAUUUUGGAUUUCUCAUGCCAACAGGUAGGCCAAGGAUUAUUUUGAAUUUCUUAUUUAAUCUGUCUCGUUGUAUCACCAGCUGAGUGCCAGUCUUGACAUAUCGGUCGCAUCUGCCAUUUGUUUGAUGCGUUUAUCACACACCUGAUCUACCAGUGCUUAUCCCAAUCUGUCUUUUGCUACUCCGGUCGGGUUCGCUGACGGCGUGUGUUUCACAGAUCUGAUAGUGCUCCGCGCGCUAUGUUUAUUGUUGGCUGGUGUUUGUGUGUUGUUGGCACACUUGCUCGCUCUGUUCGAUCUUCACAGUGCAGCUGCGUAUUUUUAAGCACAGAUCACAGGGCGCCGCUCCUGGUGACAUGGUGUUGGUGUGCUCAUAGUCACCGUAGGCUGAGCAAAACUGUUGUACAUGUAGCUGCUUUUCUGUGAGUGCAUCAAUUUGGCGUUGAUGCACGGUUCCAGCUAUCCCACUCA
Molecule: messenger RNA, 1911 nt
Organism: Sycon ciliatum
Lineage: Eukaryota; Metazoa; Porifera; Calcarea; Leucosolenida; Sycettidae
Product: inositol oxygenase-like
Exons: 1
Coding region: 315-1172 (285 amino acids)
Biological process (GO): inositol catabolic process
Cellular component (GO): cytoplasm
Molecular function (GO): inositol oxygenase activity; iron ion binding
Source: RefSeq, a predicted model, not a curated record